Messenger RNA from Pocillopora verrucosa, 3291 nucleotides. The record is from RefSeq and is a predicted model, not a curated record. Lineage: Eukaryota; Metazoa; Cnidaria; Anthozoa; Scleractinia; Pocilloporidae.
CUCAGAAAAGAAAUUAGAAAACUUAUUUUAAAACACUAAGAGACAAAAUUUGUUGCAGUUUAUCUUGCAUCGCUAACUAUCAACAUGACAAAAUACGACAGGCAAGGUGUUCCUAACUUAAGUUUUCAUAAUCCGAUGGGAAUAACACUUUACCCAGAAGGUUUGUACACGUACGCAAUGGGAAACACUCCAGCCCGAGAUAUCACUGAACUGUUGGGCACAUCAAACGACAAACAUGUAGACGUGUUGCUUUUGGCAUGCGGUGAUGUUAGGAAUUUUCUAUGCAGUUUGUCUGAAUUAUCCCUGAAAAAACCGCACGAGCGUCCGAAGAGUUUAAGUUUCCAUUUGAAUGAUUAUGAUCCGUCAGUGAUUGCUCGCGAUGCUGUUCUGCUAGAAGUUGCUGGUGUGAUAAAUCCUGAUGUCCCUGCUGAUGUAAACUUCUUGUGGAACAUUUGGUAUAACCUGGCGCUGUCAGUGGCCGACUUUGAUCGACUGCGAAAAGUACUCACUGAACUGUUGGAGAGGGAUUUUGACAGCGACGAAAGUAAUUUUAAGUUUCAAGAUGGCGGCGUUCUGCAGGAAUGUCGGGAUAUAUGGAAAGACUGGAGACAACUCGAUCUCGAAGUUAAAAGCGUUAAAGAGGAAAGAAACAACCUGUUAGAGGACACGAAAAGAAGUAAACGGUUCUGUGAGAAUUCUCAGUGCCUGUCUAUACUAACUCAUAUGGUGAUGGAGAUCUAUGAAGAGAAACUAGACAAUUUUGUUAAACCUGCCGCGACAAAUCCACUCUACACGGAAAUACAACACUGGUUUAGAGAAGGUUCCACGAAUGAUGAGUCGGAGAAGAUAAAUCCAACUUUGAUUCGUCCAUUUGUUCACAAGUGGAGGCAGCAUUACAGUUCCUGUGCGUUUGUGGGUUAUCCACCAUUGGAAAGGAAAGACCUCGAACAAGGUAAAUCAUGUGCAGAUGUUUGCAAGGAAAAACUGGCAGUCUGGGUAAAAAGAUAUCAGGAGCAAAAUAAGAAUUAUCAAGCAACUCUGAAGGUUACCCUGUGGACCGGCGAUGCCCUGGCUUUGUGUACAAGUGGCUUUCCGCCAGACAUGUUAUUCGACGUUAUCGAUACAAGUAAUCUCAGCGAUCACAUUGGUUUGUUGAAUGUCGUUGUCUGCUGUGGCCCGAGGUUAAAAGUGCCAACUGCUUCUCUGUUGUUCACAUCAAGCAUGUUAUGGUGCGGCGAAUGUGACAGUAUAGAGGAGUAUUACAACAAAUGUGUUGGCGUCCCGUUGCAACUUCUCCCGACAGUUCUUGGCUUGAAGCUGGCUGUUGAUCUCGAAUUGGGAAGCAAAAAACUUCCGGACAAACUGGAAGCUACAGAAGAGACUCUUUGCUGGGUCAAGGCGGACCUUAAAAGGACUUUACUGACAAUAGAUAAAACCCCUGACGUUGUUCAAGCGCUACUGAGUCUCACAGAGCGUUGCUUCAAUCUAGCGAACGAGAUGUUUCAUUCCAUUGGCGUCACUUCACCUUCGCCUCUGACCUUGCUUCGAAUUAUUCAUCAGGCACAACCACUCUUCAAAGAAGGAGCCGCUGAGAUAUUUGACAUUCUUGAGAAUAAGCUACCAGCUGACUUUAAGAGGAGGUACGGACUAUCCUGGAAUUUGUUAAAGGCAUCGUUGGGAAGAACACCAGAGCCCAUUGUUGAAAUAAAAGUUAACAUCAAGAUUGCAGUCGUGCCCUGGUAUAAGGGAACACCAAAGCCGAUGAUUUACAUUAGGAGGGAUCGCAACAGUGCUGAGGAAGCUCCCUUACAAUGGUCCCUCGCUAUGAGUCUAGCCUCGCAGCCUUCAGUAAUUCACAACAGCUUACGAUAUGAUGAUAAAACCCAAGUGGUGACUUUCCAUCUACGCGAAGAAGACUGGAAUGAGCUUCACUGUUCAUCCAAGAUAUGGAUAUCAUCCAGAGAAUUAAUAAAGGUCAUAACUUGUGAGCCAGUGAGUCUAGCAGACGAUACUGUGAAGAGUGUUCAACGGGUUGAUCCUGUGGAAACAUUUGGUUUGUUUGCAAGGCAGACUUUCACCGUGAUGGAAUCCAACGAAAAAUGCCAAGUACUUAAGGUAAUAAAAGUUGAAGAGAGCAUACAUUCUUAUUCUGCAGAACUUGAGAUACGAGACUCCGCCAUCUGCAAAGCGAAGGCAAUGAAGGUCAGCCAACCAGAUGAGUCUCCAACGGGAGUCCAAAUAAACUUCGAGGGGGCCACAGGUGACCCACUCAGCAUGUAUUUUUCAUGCUUUGUCGAUAUCAACUUAUCCAAGUUCCAAAUUUCACGCAAAGUCGGGAAAAUAUUCUGUGACAUUUCUAAGCGAAGCGAUGGAACAGUGGGAGAGCUUGUAAUACAAAAUUUAGCUCCACUGCCUCUUCAUGCCAUGCCAGAGUGGGAUAGUGAACUCACCGAUAUAAGAAUGCUCGGCAGAAUGUUUCGCACUAAGCUUGAUCUGGAACUGAAAUUACGAAGAGAUAGUGGUCCGCCGUUUUUUGACCUCAGGGAAUCCAUUGCAAACAUUAUACAUGAGCACGUGAAGGAGCCUGAGAUUCCCAAGGUACAUUACGUUGACGAACGAGGAAUCGUCCAAGAACCAUAUGGCUCAGCGGAAAACAUGCUGAAGAAGAAAGGCUUCGUUAUCAAAGUGGAAAAACUGUUCAAGUGGAAGAAUUUACCUGUGGCUAAGGUUUUUUUCUGUGACUGUCAACGGUUUGCGGACCUGAUUCGCAAGAAUCCGGGAAAUACUCAACUAUUGGCAGAAUACUGCAACCGAAUUUUUCUUCAUAAAGUCAACAGAUUUGUAGCUGACCAAGAGGAGAAGGUCCUAUUUCGUAAAAUGAUGUACACAAAUGCAGCUCGAGUUCCUCAAGAUGAUCACUAUGUUGUGUGGAAGAAUUCUUACAUAUCCCCGUUGUUUCCGCGAGAAAGCAUUAAAAGUGCUCUUACAGCUCUUGGGAAAAGAAAACAUGGUAUGGAAAGUCCUCUACUUAGUUCUGCGGAACCUGGCCAUAUGGAUGAAUCCUCUUCGUUUGAAGGUAGAUCCGUUUCUUCUGAACAUUCUGCAAGCUUCCUCGACCCAUUUCAUGGUUUAGCUUCCCACAUGAAUCAAGAGUGCGCCUUUUGCCAUUCAAAGAGCGGGACUUUAAAACGGUGCCUUGGAUGUAAAAAAGUGUUCUAUUGUGGUAAAACAUGUCAGAAAGGGCACUGGAAGAAACACAAAACUGAAUGCAGAGGUAACAGGAAACUUUGA